UUCAUGCUUUCUGCUUCCCCUGAGGUCGAUGUUUCAGUUCGAUUCCAUUUACUGUUAAAAACAUUUGACUGGCUUAAAAUAUACUAUUGAAAAUGUUGGUGGACGUUAUAAUAUUUAAAAAUGAUCCACUAUUUUUGUGUUAAAUAAAGUUAUUUCUGCUUUUACAGAAAAAGAGAGACAUUUGCUAAAUAAAAAUGAGUAGAAAUUUCCUGUCAAGCUUUAUAAAAUUCAUAACGAUGCAUGGAAAGGGCAAUGCAAUGUAAACCAAUAACCACAAAUGAAAAUCUGAAGUAUUUUUAGAGAUGAGCAUCAAUCCAUCUUCAGAACCCUUUUUAGAGUCACUGGAGCUAACACUGAUGGGUGAAGGCCGAGUAAACUCAGAACAGGUCACCAGUCUAUUGCGAGGCUUCGAUUUUUCAGUCACCACACCAUUAUGAAGCCUGUUUUUGGACUGUGGGAGGAACUCAGAGCAAACUCCUUACGAAGGGUUGACCACUACAACACUGUGCAGCCCAUAAACAUUAUGGGAUUUAACACAGUUAUAUCUAUUCCAGUUAUCCUAAUUCUAAAAUAUUGGCAUUCAUUUUUAAAUUUAAAAAGUAAUCAAUUUUUUCACACCUUCCUGUAUUUAAUCUUUAUGCCUGUCCUUUAGAAUGCUUUUGAACAGUAUCUUAUGAAGUCUUGCAUAUAUAGUUGUUUUCAAAGCUGUAAUAUUGAUUACUAAAAACAUGACAUCAAUACCUGAAUAGAUACCGGAACUCCCCACAGUGCUGAAUCAGAGAGGAUCAUAAAUGUUUGUCAAGGCAAUACAUUUGUAAAAAAUAAAUAAAUAAAUAAAUAAAUAAAAAAUAUAGUGUUUAUUUUCUUUGAAAUCUACGCUGAAGGUUUGUUCAUAUCACUUUAAGACAUUUGUCUUUGGAGAUUUAUAUUACCACUCUUUAUUUUGUUGACUCUAGUUGCUUGAGCUUUUAGAUAAUAUAAUUCUAAUAUAGGUUUAUCAGUAAAACUAUUUUUCAAAUGAGCUUUUUUCUUAUGACUUAGAAUAGAAAUGGGCUUUUCUUAAGCUGCUGAAUCCCAAUCUAUUUGAUGAUGGCGGCUUUUAUUUUGAAAAGCCCUCCCGCUCGCGAGGAUGCUGAGCGCUCGUGCCUCCCGUAAACGCCCUGCAUCCUCUCCUCUCCUCCAGCGUCCAUCCUCGUCUCCUCUGCUCCCUGAAGCCGCAGAGGGGCCCCCCGCUCCCGAACCGUGAGGAAACCGAACCGAGCCCCGCUGGAGAACAUGGCCUUUUAACAGCCGAACGGAACAUUGACGAAGCGGAACCGCCAUGGACGCCUGGCUGGGCUUCUUUCUCCGCCUCCUGCUCGUCGUUUCUGUCAGCCGCUUCCCGGUUUCUGCUAACAGGAGAUUCGGUUGCCUGUUUGACAACAAGCUGUGCGCGUCGUAUGAAGUCUGUGUCAACGAUGGGAUGUUUGGGAAGUGUCACUCUGUCCCGGUGAAGGAGGUUUACACCUACGACGUCUCCCCGCCUGUGGUGCAGCACUUCAAGAUUCUGCUGGAGAAGCUCUCCAACAGAGGUUUGACCUGGGAGGAUGACACCACCCAGCAGGUUCUGUCCAGUGAGCUGUCCAAACUGAGGAGGAUUCCCUACAGGCCAAAGCAGAAGGGGCCGGUCUACAACACCAACAGCAGGACAGUGGCUGAAGCGAUGGACCCCGAGGAUCAGAGGGUGAAGCCGGUGGAGGUGGAGCUCAACAAAAAUCUGCAGACAUAUUUGCAACAUCUGGGGCUCCUCCCUAAGACGUCAUCGGCCUCUAGUUUGAGUAUACCCAGUAAGCUGCUGGAGAAGCAGAACCCUGCAUCCAGUCAACUGCUCUCCCUGCAGGCUGAGAGUGACCGUCUCCUGGGCGCCCUCGGGCGCUAUCUUUCCGGGCAUCGUUUCCUGCACAGGGAGCCGGCGGCCCCCUCUGAACAGCAGGCACCACCUCCUCGCCUCAGGCCCUUCCACAGCACUGGUAAAGAAAAUCCACUCACCGGGAAGGAGACUUCCAACUUCAGGCUUCAGAAGUUGGGGAGAACUCCAGGGACUUCAGCCAGGGACCUGCUGACGUCUGUAGACGAGAGUUUCAUCCAGAACGUCCUGAAGAACGCUGGCAGGCAGCAUGUGAACGUGGACAACCUGUCACCGCAGGACUUGGACCAGCUGUCCCGCUUGAUCGCUGAUGCCUUGCAGGUGGUUGACCGGGAUCAGCCAGCAAACGCAGCUUUGAUCCGUGACCGAGGACCUGGACCGAGAGACCUGGAAGCGGAUCCGAACGUGGCAGAGGAAGAAGCUGCCAAAGCGGAGGAGGAGGAGAAGAAGUUGUUGGAGAAGCCGCCCACGCUAAGACCGCAGGAGAGCACCUCUUUGUCACUGGCAGCACUUCAAGAGCGUCACACCGAGGAAGAGGAGGCUAACGCCAAGGACAAAGUUGAAAGUGGCAGCCUCCUUACCAAACUCCUUACCUACCUUGACAAGUCCGCACUAGCGGGGCCACUUUCAGCAAGGAACCGGGACAGUGUUGCCGCGGAGACGCCCCAAGGUCAGCAGGUUGGCCUGGAAAAUGUCCAGAGUCGCACCAGUGAAGCAGGAGUGACGCUGCAGAAGAAAGCUGCCACCCAGUCCAUAGAGGAGGUGUCAGAGGUGGAGGGCUGGAUCAAGGAGGUGGUGCCUCCUCCCGCCUCGCUUGUCUACAAAGAGCCACACAAAAAGACGAUGCACGCUCCCGAGCUUCAGCUGGACGUCAAAAGCAGCAGAAAGAAGCCGGACAGCGACGUCUUCGGCUACGUCAUAACUGACACCGACCAGCUUAAAACCGAUGAAGGUCUUCACCUGAUGGAGAUUUUGGCUCGACGAGCAAAAAUCCAGAUGACCGACUUUGCAGAGGUCUUGGUGGUGGGCCCGGCCGUGACCUUCAAAGUGAGCCUCAACGCCCAGAACGUCAGCACGGCAGAUGUGGCCGACGUGGCUG
This is a messenger RNA of Oryzias melastigma (Indian medaka), 3005 nucleotides long. Its product is annotated as receptor-type tyrosine-protein phosphatase N2. NCBI's taxonomy places the organism in Eukaryota, Metazoa, Chordata, Actinopteri, Beloniformes, Adrianichthyidae. Gene Ontology annotation, molecular function: protein tyrosine phosphatase activity. Gene Ontology annotation, biological process: protein dephosphorylation. Gene Ontology annotation, cellular component: secretory granule. The record is from RefSeq and is a predicted model, not a curated record.